This is a messenger RNA of Ictalurus punctatus (channel catfish), 3569 nucleotides long. It is a transcript of the gene zbtb48, whose product is annotated as zinc finger and BTB domain containing 48. Gene Ontology annotation, biological process: regulation of transcription by RNA polymerase II. The coding region runs from base 370 to 2475 and encodes 701 amino acids. Gene Ontology annotation, cellular component: nucleus. NCBI's taxonomy places the organism in Eukaryota, Metazoa, Chordata, Actinopteri, Siluriformes, Ictaluridae. Gene Ontology annotation, molecular function: RNA polymerase II transcription regulatory region sequence-specific DNA binding; DNA-binding transcription factor activity, RNA polymerase II-specific; protein binding. The record is from RefSeq and is a predicted model, not a curated record. The transcript is spliced from 11 exons.
CGUCAUUUCCUGGUUUCCUCACAACAUGGCGCUUUAUUUUUUAGGCGAAUAAAAAGCUUUAGUGCCGAAUAUAUUAUUUGUUUUACUACAUACCAGUUUGAAAUAUAGGUUAGCUUGAUAUAUGACAGAACAUCGCGCGAGGUUUUAGAGACUGGAGCGAAGGUGAGGGUGGGUGUCCCUACCAAUAUUGAGACCAAACCUACGCCCUUGGUGUGAACCCUGAAUAAUCAACACUGUAGUUGUGUGUUGGAUAAAUUACGACGGUUAAAUCUUUUUCAGUCUCAAUAAUUCCGGGGUUUAUUUUCAUGGAGUUGAGCAGUGAGUUUUAAAUCAUUUCUGGGAGAUUAAUUUGAGAACAAGGCAGUUCUAAUGGAGAGACGCACAGGAGAGGGUACUCACGCUCAGUGGGUGCUGUCUGAGCUCAACCACCAGAGGGGGCUUGGAAAGUUCUGCGACGUGAUGCUCAACACUCAAAGCGGUCAGAUGUUCCUGGCCCACCGCAGCAUCCUCGCUUGCUUCAGCCAAAUGUUCAAGGACUUGCAUUCCUCCACAUCGUAUACACAGAUCAACCUUCCACAAGACUGUCCUGUCGAUGGCCUCGAGCUGCUGCUGCAUUUCUUCUACACUGGCGAACUCCAGCUAAACAGCGAUAACGAGGCGAAGGUUCGACGUGCUGCGAACGGCCUGUCUGUUCCCAAUAGGUUCAUUCCUGCACAGGGUUCAGUCUGCAGUGAAGACGUCGAAGGGAAGCCCCCUUUCCCCUCGUUGACCGAGGACACCAAACCUGACUUGACUGCGAUACCACAAUCAGCAUCUCAACAGGAGGCGAAAAGCAAUGGAGAAACCUCAGCGAGGCCAGAAGCAGCAGUUGCGGAGCUUGAUGAGUCUCCCAGCACCAGCUCAGCCACGGUGACUCGCUCUGGCAGGAGGGUGAGGGGUCCAAGCAGGCUUUCCAGAGAGAAUGCUGUUCCUGUAGACCCAAAACCAAGUGCAAAGAGAAAAAGAGCUGCAGCUCUCGAGGCCAAGGAUGAGGACAUCAUCCUUACUGAUGGAGAACAGACCAGUUACCAAAUGCCAAUUGAGGCUGAAGACGGACCUGGUGAUAAUCUGAACGAUGCUGCCGAUGAAGACGAUGAGGACAGCGUGGGGAUUUUUACCGAGGACACGGACGAAGAGUACAUGCCUCGCGAUUCGCCCGUCACAUCUCAUAAAGGUCCACAAAGUAAGCGUAAACCGAAAGGAAGUUCCGGCGGUAAAGAAAACGGAGGCGGCUCUUCGAAAGAUACACACAAGGGUUCUGUUCAGUGUCCUACGUGUCACAAAACAUUCCUCAGCAAAUACUACCUGAAAGUGCACAACAGGCGGCACACGGGGGAGAAGCCGUUCAAGUGUGGAAAAUGCGGGAAAUGCUAUUAUAGGAAAGAGAAUUUGCAGGAGCACGAGGCCAGGAACUGCCUCAGCAGGACUGAUAUGAUGUUUUUCUGUUCCACAUGUCCGAUGAGCUUUAAGAGGAGACAGGAGCUGCGUAUGCACACAGUCACACACACGGGCGAGAUGCCCAAUAAGUGCACUUCAUGCUCGGAGCAGUUCAUGCAGAAGAAAGAGCUCCGAAACCAUAUGAUCAAAGUGCAUGGAGCUCCUAAACCACAUGCAUGCCGUCUGUGUCCCAAAUGCUUCCUGUCGAGUACCGAGCUGCGCCUCCACGAAGCCGCCAAGCACCGGGGGGAGAAGCUGUUUGUGUGCGAGGAGUGCGGCCAUCGAGCGUCCAGCCGCAACGGCCUACAGAUGCACAUCAAAGCCAUUCACAGGAAGGAGCGUCCGUUCGUGUGCGAGAUCUGCAAUCAUGCCUUUACUCAGAAGGUCAAUCUGAACAUGCACCGACGCACACACACGGGAGAGAAACCGUAUCAGUGCCACCUCUGCGGCAAGACCUUUCGCACUCAGGCGAGCCUGGACAAGCAUAAUCGAACACACACGGGUGAGCGGCCAUACAGCUGCGAGUUCUGCGAGCAACGGUUCACUGAGAAAGGACCACUGCAGCGCCACGUAGCCAGCAGACACCAAGAGGGACAGCCACACACCUGCCAAAUCUGCAACAAGUCCUUCAAAGCUAUCGAGCAGCUUCGCGUACACGUGCGGAGACACAAAGGCAUGAGGAAUUUCGAGUGCACCGAGUGUGGCUACAAGUUCACCAGACAGGCUCACUUGCGGCGGCACUUGCAGAUCCACAACCGUGUGGAGAACUACAACCCACGCCAGAGGAAACUGCGCAACCUCAUAGUGGUGGAAGCUCCUGCAGCAGGACAGGACCAGGCAGACGAAGCAGAAAGCGUGGCGCAGCCAGACUCUGGCAGCAUGAAGGAUGCCGAGCAGGAAAGCUUCGGCAUGGAUGACGUGAUGGAGGUGCUGGUGACGGACACGUUUCCCAUUCAGUCAGAUAUGGUGGUGGAGCUGCAGGGUGACGGGAAAGCUUGAAGGAGAACAGAAGAGCAAGGUGCUGAAAGGUGCAACGCUAAGGCCAGUUUUGUUCAUUUCUGAGGACGGGCACAAGCGAAACGAACGCAGGAUACAUACAAAGCAUCUUUGAUUCAGCUUUUCCAAGAUACAAACAAUAUAUUUAUUGUGGUGUAGGUUCCAGCUAUGCUCCUACACUACUUUCGUCUAACUAUAAAGGCUCUCAGAUGAGUCAGGACUAGAAUGAAGGAUUUAGAGCAUAAAUAUGCCUUUAUAUUCCACAAAUAUAGCAUGGGAUGCAUUUUCACAAAAUCAUUACGAUAUUCAAAUUGGAUAUUUGUGUGGCGGCCUGGGAAAACCCCUCACGUGGUGAAAUUUGCUUCAAGACAUCUUUAGACAGACUUGUUUUGUUUGUUAAACUGACUCCUCACACAACAUGACUUUUUCAGAAUGGAGUCAGUCAUCGCUUAUUAUUAAGUAGUGCUUACACCAGCUUUUUCUUUUUUUUAACUCCUAUGGUCAUCAGCAUGUGCUAGGAUUUUCUUGUUGGCAAUGUUGACAGCUCUGGUCGAGAAGUCAGUGUAUGUUAUAGGUGGAAAAAUCCUAAACCAACCCCAAAUUUAGCGUUAUGUUUUCAGGCUGCUUGGCAGAAUUAAGCCACCACAACAUGGGGUAUUCGGGCCCAGGGAUGUCCAGUCUUAUCCGCAAAAAGCCGGUGCAGGUUUUCAUUCCAACCAAGCAGAAGCUACACCUGAUUGCACCUGUUUAAGCAGGUGAUCUUGGCUUUCCGUAGUCACCGCUGUGGCUUCUGCUUGGGUGGAAUGAAAACCUGCACCCAUACCAGCCCCUUCAGGAUAAGAUUGGACACCCCUGUUCUAGAUACUUUUGUAAAAAACAAAAACACUGACACAGUUUUGGGGAAAUACAUUUAUGGUUGAGCAAAAGUGUCAAAAUCUACAGAUUAGUCAUAACAUUUACCAUUUUUGAUACGGGAGACCUGAAAUCUACACUGCGACAGCUGAUGGGUUUUCCUACAUCGUCACACUUAUGUAUAUAUUUGGUCAAUGGUUUGUCCCAAACAUUUCAUAUGCAAAUACUAUGAAAAAAAAACAAAA